CGGUGAGGUUGUGGCUUGAUGAUUGGGUGUUUCGAUGCGAGGACGCGGAUGUUAGGGAGUGGUCUGAGACUGUUGAAGAGUUAUGUAAAGGAGAUUGAAGGUUUCGACGAGAAUGUGUCGAUGUGGCAGUGGAUGGAGGAUAGAGCGGUCCGCGUCGAUGGGUGGAGCGAUGUCUCUGGAUGGAUGAUGAGGGCUCUUCGGGAUGUACGUGUUCAGCUGUCGACCUUGUAAAGCAUGUCGAGCAUGUAAACCCAAUA
Messenger RNA from Trematosphaeria pertusa, 257 nucleotides. RefSeq lists its product as uncharacterized. The transcript has a single exon. Lineage: Eukaryota; Fungi; Ascomycota; Dothideomycetes; Pleosporales; Trematosphaeriaceae. Bases 19 to 231 code for a protein of 70 amino acids. The record is from RefSeq and is a predicted model, not a curated record.